AUGCCGAUCGCAGAACUCUCCGACAGUUACAGACAAGCUGUGGAGUUUGGGUUUUUCAUGGCGCUUUCUGCUACAGCCGUUCUAAGGGUCCUCAGAGCCGGUGAGGAUCGGGCCUGGACGGGAAGAAGAUGCGUAUGGAAGCUGAUUUCGGCCUCCUGUUUUCCUGCGGACUCUCCGAUUCACAUGCCCUCUGUAAUGCAGCGGCGAUCCCUGCACCUCUCUCCGGCAGCGCUUGCCAAGAACAUGCUGAAUAAAUUCGCCUCCAAAACCAAAAAGAAGUUCUGGUAUGAUAGCCCGUCUAUUGGAACGCAGUUUGUGAAUAAGCCAGACAGCUUGCUCAGCCUGAUGAAAGUGCAAAAGAAGCAAAGGCGUGAAGAUAGUAUCCGCAUGAGGGCAUUGAACUCGAUCAUGUUUAAAGCAUUGACUGAUCUGCUCAGCACGCCAGAAGUUAGUCAAGAGGUUUAUAACCUUAAUGUGGAACUAUCAAAGGUUUGCAUAUCAGCAGACUUUUCGGCUUGCCGUGCAUACUGGAUCACUAGUGGCGUCGCAGGAACUGACAAUCAGGUUGAAGAAGUGCUACAGAAAUAUGCUCCCCGUUUUAGAUAUCUCCUACUAACACAUCAAGUUCUUGGAAGUGUUCCACCAAUUGUGUUUGUCAGGGACAGAGAAAAUGCUAUGAUACAAGAGGUAGAACGGUUGCUGGCAGUUGCCGAUUUUGGAGAGGAUUAUGGUGAUUCUACCUCGGGUGGUCAUAGUGAAUUCAGGGAGACUUCCUUAGAAGAAAUUUCUGAAGCUUCAGCCCCUUCUUCACCAUCUCCAGAUAUGUUUGGCAUUGACCACGCCUAUCUUAACAGACAGAUUUUGGAAUACAAAUCUAAAAUGAAAGAUCAUUUAAGUCCGCCCGAUAGCAUAGGGUUGUCUCAGCAGCAACAAGAGCAGCUGGCAGAGAUCAGGAGGCAGAAGAUUCUAAAGAAGAAACUAAAAAAGCAGAAAGCAGAGAAACGUGAAGAUGACGAUAUCACACCACAAAAAUAUUUGCUGGACAAAUAUAUUGAGGAAGAGGAGGAUGUGUCCAGUGCAUACCCAGACAUUGAAGAUGAUAUAAAUGAAGUAACUGAGGAGUUGGAGGAAAAAGAGAGAAAGACAAGACCGCUAGAUGAACAUUGAGAUAACAAAAUGCAAAACAAAAAGUGUAGCCCAUAUCUACUAGAAAGUUUUUUUUUGCUUUUUUUGUCAUCUUGUGGUGGACUUUAAUAUAAAGCUUAGCACUUAAAAUAUAAAGUAACAUAGGUAUAUCUUACAAAUCAAUUUGUACGUGAUACAAAAUCGUCUAUAUAUAAAAAGGCUUUAUUUUCCCUAGCCUUAUGAAGACGUACUGCUCUCAUAUGUAAAAUUGCCCCCCCAAAAAAGUGUAAAAAUAUUUUAUAUUUAAAAAAAAAAAGUUAUUUAGAGAAAUGAAUGAAUAA
Messenger RNA from Spea bombifrons (plains spadefoot toad), 1466 nucleotides. It is a transcript of the gene RBFA, whose product is annotated as ribosome binding factor A. The record is from RefSeq and is a predicted model, not a curated record. Gene Ontology annotation, biological process: rRNA processing. NCBI's taxonomy places the organism in Eukaryota, Metazoa, Chordata, Amphibia, Anura, Pelobatidae. The transcript has 7 exons. The coding region runs from base 1 to 1167 and encodes 388 amino acids.